CGAAAUCCGACUAUAUAACGGUCCUCUGGAUCAUGAUUGAAUCAGUAUCGUAAUCUAACUCAUCUCAGGUUAACACCUGUGCAUCGUCUUUGACAAUCUAAAGAAGUUCAAUCCAAACCAAAACAACCAAUCAUGAAACUGUUCGUCGCUUUCGCCUUCGCCGUUGUCGCCGUUUCCGCUGCUCCUCAAGUUCGUCAUGAAGACGUACUGGUCCUCAAGGAGACACCCUCUGACAAUAUUGGCUUGGGCAGUUACAACUAUGGCUACGAACUUUCCAAUGGACAAGCUCAUCAGGAAUCCGCCGAAUUGGUUAACGUAGGAACCGAAAACGAAUCUUUGGCUGUUCGUGGAAGCUUCAGCUGGGUAGACCCACAAACCAACGUGAAAUACACCGUCAACUACGUGGCCGAUGAGAAUGGAUUCCAGCCACAGGGCGAACAUAUCCCUGCUUGAGCUGUACCUUAUCCUUAGUUUUAAAUAAAUUUUUGAUUUAAA
Bombus impatiens (common eastern bumble bee) is the source of this 495-nucleotide messenger RNA. RefSeq names its product flexible cuticle protein 12-like. Gene Ontology annotation, molecular function: structural constituent of chitin-based larval cuticle. The coding region runs from base 133 to 453 and encodes 106 amino acids. NCBI's taxonomy places the organism in Eukaryota, Metazoa, Arthropoda, Insecta, Hymenoptera, Apidae. The record is from RefSeq and is a predicted model, not a curated record. The transcript has 2 exons. Gene Ontology annotation, cellular component: chitin-based extracellular matrix.